This is a messenger RNA of Austrofundulus limnaeus, 2690 nucleotides long. Its product is annotated as sterol regulatory element-binding protein cleavage-activating protein. Gene Ontology annotation, biological process: regulation of cholesterol biosynthetic process; SREBP signaling pathway. Lineage: Eukaryota; Metazoa; Chordata; Actinopteri; Cyprinodontiformes; Rivulidae. Gene Ontology annotation, molecular function: sterol binding; protein binding. The record is from RefSeq and is a predicted model, not a curated record. Gene Ontology annotation, cellular component: endoplasmic reticulum membrane; SREBP-SCAP complex; Golgi membrane.
CUCACCAGGCUGAGAGAGAUAGAGAGGAACUGCUUACCAGCACUUGGCUGUUGGCUGCUGUUCAUUUUCCACUCUGAUUGUGGAAGUUUUUGUGUUGCAAAGCCUCGGUCAACCUCGCCAUGCUCUCAAGGCGUGAAUGUCUGGCUUCCUGCGACUGGCGUGAAAGACCGAAGUCUGUGACCAGAGGAGGAGGGAGGCGGUGGGAGGGUGGCCUCGGUGCAGAGCCUGUACCCUGCCCGUGGAGUUUCCGAUCAGCUCAAUCUCGGAUUAGUUUACUGACGGAGACGCUGCUGAGCCCUUUGCCAGAUCGGGUCUUGCAGCUGCACCCGCGUAACCCCGCUACACUCAGUGAACAGGACCUACUGCAGAGAGAUGGAGGCUUUCAUUCAGAGGUUUUUUUAAUGAAUUCCUGGCCAGCAAGAUCAGAACCUGGCUGGGCACCCCUACGGAAACGGAGACUAAAAAGGCUUUGCUUCAAACGUCUCUUUUGGUGUUCCUGAACCCAUUGUGCGAGCUUUCUGUUGCUGUGUUUACUGUAUAGUGUAUUUAUAACAGCAGAUCAAAAGACUCCUGAGGGGAUUUUCUCCCGGGGAAUGUUUCCGUUCCUCCCGGGGGGACAAGCCAAGCAGUCGCACUCUCAGCCUGAACCAAGAAGGGAGCACUAUGUCAACCGCAAGGCGCCGCAGAUAAAGCUAAAAAAACCCAGCGCUGCUUAUUUCAAGGGACGUAAACAGGUGGGAUCCCGAGAGAUAACCUGGUCUCCCAUCAGCAGGCCCUUGGAUGCUCCGCGGCGCACCGUCCUCGGCCGCUCAGUGCUUCCUAAUGGCCGGGAGUUGACCACGCCCACGAGAAUGACGCUGCGCGAGCAGCUGAGAGGGAAGAUCUCGGCGGCCUUCUACCGCCACGGGUUGCUAUGUGCCUCCUACCCAGUACCCAUCAUCCUCUUCACCUCUGCCAGCAUCCUCACCUGCUGCUAUCCGUUAUUGAGGCUCCCGCUGCCUGGGACGGGUCCUGUGGAAUUCACCACAGGGGUGCGAGACUACAGCGUCCCUUCCCAUGAGCCUCAGGGAGACCUCGGAGAUCGACCUGACUGGUACCACGGACCUCCGGUUGCCUACAUUCAGCAGGUGUUGGUGAAGGCGGCGGUGUCUCCAUGGGACAGCAACCUGGUGCCGGUAGAUGUGUUUCGGUCACCUCUUGGAAAAGUCUUUAGUCUGCUGGAAGAGAUCCGCAACCAUGUCCACACUGACAGCUCUGGCAUUCGCAGCCUUGAGUCACUGUGUCUUCAGGUGACAGACUUGUUUCCAGGCUUACGGCGGAUGCAGUCGGUGCUGCCAGAACACGGCUGUCUGCUCGUCUCUCCUGGUAACUACUGGCAGAAUCAGCGGGAGCUGUUCGACUCGGACCCUGACCUCUUCAGGACCAUCCAGAAACACGAACCGAAAGGACUGCACACCUCAGCAACACUGCGAGACCUGCUCUUUGGUGUUCCUGGAAAGUACACCGGAGUCAGUCACUACAAUAAGAAGCGAGUGGUGACGUACACGAUCACCGUGGUUCUUUCCAGCUACGAUGCAAGUUUUCUUAGCAGCUUGCGGACCCGCCUGAAGCAGCUCCACCCCUCAAACAACUGCAGCCUGAGAGAUGACCACAUGGUUCACGUCCACUUCAAGGAGGAGAUCGGCAUCGCUGAACUCAUUCCCCUCGUCACCACUUACAUCAUCCUGUUCGCCUACAUCUACUUCUCCACACGUAAGAUUGACAUGGUGAAAUCCAAGUGGGGCCUGGCUCUGGCUGCUGUGGUUACAGUCCUGAGCUCUCUGCUCAUGUCUGUGGGUCUGUGUACGCUGUUUGGACUCACACCAACACUCAACGGAGGUGAGAUCUUUCCUUACCUGGUGGUGGUGAUCGGUCUGGAAAACGUGUUAGUCCUCACCAAGUCUGUCGUUUCCACUCCUGUUGACCUUGAGGUCAAACUUCGUAUUGCUCAGGGAGUUCUGUCUUUUUGCUGUUGUGGGCCUGGUCUCUGAUUUCUUCCUGCAGAUGUUUUUCUUUACAACAGUGUUGUCUAUAGAUAUCCGCCGCAUGGAGCUGGCUGACCUGAACCGCCGCCUGCCAGCCGAAGCUGGUCUUCCCCCACCAAAACCUGGCCCCCUGCGGACACGGGAGGUCCCCCCUCCACCACGACCCUCCCCACACACAAUUACCCUGCAGACCCCGGCCUUCAGGAACCUGAGGCUCCCCAAGAGGCUGCGAGUGGUUUACUUCCUGGCUCGUACACGUUUGGCUCAGCGCAUCAUCAUGGCCGGCACGGUGAUCUGGAUCGGCAUCCUCGUCUACACUGACCCGGCAGGGAUCCGCACCUACCUGGCUGCACAGGUGUCUGAGCAGAGCUCCUUGGGAGACCCCGGAGGAGGCGGUCUGCCCCCGCACCUGGCGGUGGUGCCCGUUUUCCGUGGCGGGGAUCCUACCAGCACGUUAAGUAUCCACCCUGCACCUGAUCCAACCCCUUUACCCGAGAACCAGUCGCAGGGCCACCACAGCUCCGCCAGAGGAGGGUCUCUUCCCCAGGCCCCGCCCGCUGUUCCUCAGAUUACCUGGGGGGCUGAGGAUGAAGAGGGAUGGAGGAGGUUGUCUUUCCGGCACUGGCCAUCACUUUUCAGCUACUACAACAUCACUUUAGCAAAGAA